UUUCUCGCUUUGCAAGUUGCCGACAGCAGCCCCCCCGUGCACAGCGCGGCGGAGCAGGCGCGCUGUCCCGGCGGGCAGGGCGCGCUUCCCCCGCGCCCCGCGGCGCGGCGCGCUGGGCCCCGGCCGCGGACAGACGGACAGACGGACGGGCAGACAGGCUUACGGGCUCUCGCCACCUGCCCGCGGUCCCGGUGCCGCGGGCCGGGCGAUGCGGGCGCGGCGGCCGCCCGGCCGCCCGCGAUGUUCGGGGCGGGCAGGCACAGCAUCCCGCGGCCCGUCACCAGGAACCUGGAGGACCUGGACUCGGUGCAGAGCGUCCUGCUGCACAGUGACCUUGAGCCCGAGUGGUUGGAUAGUGUGCAGAAAAAUGGAGAAUUAUUUUAUUUAGAAUUAAGUGAAAGUGAAGAAGAAGUUCUGCUUCAGAACAGCUGUCCAGAAAUGCCAGCAGUGAAUCAUGUCAGGUUUCGUGAAAAUGAAGCUGAAAUCAUUCAAGAGGGAUCACGAAAGGAAAGAAAGUAUGAACUGAAGAAAUGGACCAAAAUGCUGAAAAAGAAGAGUCUUCUACCAAAGAGUUCUGGUAAGAAAGGCAGUGGAAGCUGCAAUGAGCACCCCUCUGGUCCUACUUCCAUAUUGAAGCACCGGUCUGCUCAGAAAAUGGGUGUGACUGUCCAGCAAAAGUACAAAGAUGUGUCUGUUUAUGUAAAUCCCAGAAAACUCCACAGUGCUGGGGAAGAAGAGCAGCAGAGGCUGCUGGAGGCCUUAGUAGGGAUUGUCCAUCAGUCUUCAUGGAGCAGCAGAAGAGUGGAAAAACAAGGCAGGAAGGAAAAAGGCACCAGAGGAGCCAGUGAAGAGAAGCUUGUGGUACAUGGCUUGGUGCCAGGUAGUUCUGCAAUGAAAACAGGUCAAAUCCUGAUUGGAGAUGUUCUUGUUGCUGUAAAUGAUGUCGAUGUGAAUUCUGAAAACAUAGAGAGGGUCUUGUCUUGCAUUCCAGGUCCUAUGCAGGUUAAACUGACAUUUGAGACCUCAGUAUUUGAGCCUGAAGGGACCUUUGAGCAAAGGAACAAACAGACACAGUCAAGUAUGAACAACCUGGUUCGGCUCCUGUGGGGAGAGGACACUUUGGACCUUCAGCAGGAUGUGCCUCACAUUGUCAUGUUCCUCACACUGAAACUGGACUCGGAGACAUCCAAGGAUGAGCAAGAAAUUAUUUAUCAGUACCCCAUAUCUGAAGCAUCCCAAAAACUGAAAAGUGUGAGAGGGAUAUUUCUCACACUGUCUGACAUACUGGAAAGUGUUACUGGUACCGAGAUUAUCAGUUCUUCCCUUUUCUUAUGUGAAAAACUGGUCCAAGUUGUUUACUGGAAAGAAUCUGACAAGUUGCUCGUAAUUGGCCUUCCUGAAGAAAAUGUGCCACUUUCUCAUCUGAGGAACAUGAUUCAAAAUGUUGUCAGGACCUUGACAUUCAUGUACAGUUCCUUGGACAGUGCUUUUUGCCAGGUGGAAAAUUUUUCUCGCCUGGAUCAUUUUUUCAACCUGUUCUUCCAACGUGCCCUUCAUCCUGCAAGGCUGCAGCCUGGCAGCAGCCCCAGUGCCCAGCACCAGGAUCCCUGCAGUGCCCUGUUCCCGGGCAGCCUCCCCGGCCUGCGCUGGCUGACGCUGCCCCACCAGGUCAAGAUGGAAAUUGACACAGCACUGAGUGAUCUGGAAGCAGCUGACUUUGCAGAGCUGUCUGAAGAUUAUUAUGACAUGAGAAGAUUAUAUGUGAUCCUGGGCUCUUGCCUCUUUUACAAGGGCUACUUGAUUGGUAAUCACUUGCCCAAGGAAGACCUCCUUGAUGUGGGUUUCUAUUGCCAGCACUACUGUCUGUUAGCUGUGGCAGCAGAGCAGAGGAUUGGGCAGUUAGUGAUUUGGAGGGAAGUGUUCCCACAGCAUCACCUCCAGCCCAGUGAGGAGUCCAGUUGCACAGGAUACAGGGAGCCUGAAGCAAGAUACUUCUUACUGAUAGUUGGCUUGAGACACUUUGUCCUGUGUGUCCUGCUGGAGGCAGGGGGCUGUGCAUCCAGAGCUAUUGGGAACCCAGGACCAGACUGUAUCUAUGUAGACCAGGUCAAAGCAACCAUACUCCAGCUGGAAGGAAUAGACGCCAGCAUCGAGGAAAGGCUGGAUUCUCCCUCCAUCCCACCUUUAGCCUGUGCUGACUGGUUCCUUCCUGCAGCACGGGACAGACUGGAGAGCUUGAGCACCUCACCAAUGCUGAGCAAGCUCCAGGGCUCCUGCAAAGCUGUGAGCAGUGCAGGGAGCAGGAGGAGCCUCUCUGGGGACACCUCUCACACGCCACGGAGGCAGAGCCCCCCGAGGAGCAGCGAGGGGCCCGUGGAGCAGGAGAGCACCAACCCACAGCCUGUGCUGGAGCAGGCCACUCGGAAAAAACACACCCUGCCAAACCCAUUUCAUUCAGGAAACCUGAAAAAAAACUCUUCAGAGAAAGAUACAGAACUUCCUUAUGCUAUGAAGUUGACAUCUGGUCCUGAGAACACCCUCUUCCACUAUCUGUUUUUGGAGACAAUGCAAGGAAUCUUCAUUACUCCAACUCACAAAGAAGUAGCCCAGCUCGGUGGCUCCAUCCACCCUCAGUUAAUUGAGAAUUUCUACCAGUGCUGCCUUUCAAUCCGUUCCAUUUUCCAGCAGUCCAUGAGGAAAGAGAAAAAGAAGAAGUCAGGCAGUGGGAUUUCAGAAUUCAGCAAGGCAGCUGAGGACCCAGGUCUGGUAAGAGAACAUGGACUUCUGUUUGAGUGCUCUCCUGAAAACUGGACUGACCAGAAGAAACCACCACCAACAAUGAACUACUGGGUUGUGGGGAGACUCAUUCUCCAUCCCAGACCUCAGGAGUGUUACGUGUGUUUCCAUGACUCGGUGACAGAAGCUGCUGUGGAGCUGGCCUUUAAACUCUCCUUUGGCUUAGCUGCAUAGAUGAGCUUCCUGCACACUCAGGCAUCCUGCAUGGUGUUCAUUCUUUAAAAUAUCCCAUAUAAAGGGAAAUGAACUCAAUUUGGGUGCCACCCAUGGGGCAUCUUUGAAAUGCUUUAAAAAAAUCAAAUACCUUGUGGUACGACGCAGUUAAAAUUUCAGUGGUGCUUCUGAUGAGCUCAUCAAUUGUGUACUUAAUUUCAGAGAACCAAAGUUCUGAUUUUUAUAUGCUGUCACUUUUUUUUUAAAUCCUGGUCAUAACUUUGUUAUAUGAAAACACCACAUAAUUUGUAUGUUCAGUGUACAAUAUGCAACAUAAAAUGGUAAGCUGAUCCUCAAAGUACUCUAUAAACAUGGAAAUUGGUGGUGGAGGAAAAAAAAAUUUCUCCAGUUUACUUAAAAAUUUGCAUCUCUGAGAGCCUGAAAAAUACUGAAUGUUUGCAGUAGCAUUGUGUUAAUCAAAACAGAGAGAAAUCUUUCAGACAAUUCCUGGCACUUAGCCUCACAAAACUAAUGGUUUACCAUUUUUGCUCUCCUGCACCCUCGAGAACUAUAGUGUGGUUGAUGUUUUACUUGACUCCAUGAGUUUUAACUAUAAAUAAUACUUAUAUUUGUUAAAAUGCAAUUUUGAAGACACAAAGAAAGAAGGGGGGUGGGCAGGGUGGUUUUAAGAUGUGCAU
Passer domesticus (house sparrow) is the source of this 3647-nucleotide messenger RNA. RefSeq names its product inturned planar cell polarity protein (gene INTU). The transcript has 16 exons. Bases 241 to 2970 code for a protein of 909 amino acids. The record is from RefSeq and is a predicted model, not a curated record. NCBI's taxonomy places the organism in Eukaryota, Metazoa, Chordata, Aves, Passeriformes, Passeridae. Gene Ontology annotation, molecular function: protein binding. Gene Ontology annotation, cellular component: cytoplasm; cilium. Gene Ontology annotation, biological process: nervous system development; establishment of planar polarity; vesicle-mediated transport.